Messenger RNA from Raphanus sativus (radish), 4224 nucleotides. RefSeq lists its product as uncharacterized. Lineage: Eukaryota; Viridiplantae; Streptophyta; Magnoliopsida; Brassicales; Brassicaceae. Gene Ontology annotation, molecular function: protein binding. The transcript has 11 exons. The record is from RefSeq and is a predicted model, not a curated record. The coding region runs from base 326 to 3727 and encodes 1133 amino acids.
GUGGAAAAAUGGGAAGAGGGAGGGACGGCGACAUCAAAGCAAUCAUUUAAAAAAUACUUUUAAUUCUCUCUUUUCUUUUUUCUUCGUUCAGAAAUUAAUUUGAAAAUAACUUUCAUCGUCUUCUCUUCAUCAUCAGAUGGAUCGAUACACAUCCUGAAGAAAUUCAAUAUUCUCUUUUUUUCCGAUUAGCCGAGACUCUCUUUCAAUAUUUCGAUCUCCCAUGUCGCCGGUAGAGACCUGACCUCUUCUUCUUCACGAUUUUUUCGUUUUUUUUUUUGCUUUAUAAAAUUAUAAUCGAAGAGAGGAAGAAUAUAAAAAAAAAAGAAUGAGUAACUUGGGGGACUUGAAUCAUCCAGUCUUCUCAGCAUCGGGUCGAACCAGCAAUAACCCUGACCCGCGUCUCUCAAAGCCGAGAUUCUCUAAGGUCAGAAAACAAGUCAAGCCUGUGAAGAAACCUUCGCUAGCAUCAUCAUCAGAUUCCUCGCCUGGCCAGGGAUUCAACCCCUUUCUUUACCGCGGAUCUCCCAAUGAGACCGGAUUUGCAUUUGGAUCGAGCUCCUCUGGUGACCAAGUUUUGGAGGAUUUGGGGAAGUUGAAGAUCGAGGUUGUUGAAGAUGUGCAUUUUGCUUCGAGACUCCCUGGUGAUAUGCGGAAUCUCAAUAUCAAUGCGAGUAGAAGAAACGUGGAUGAUGAUUAUGAUGAUGAACUUCAAUCUCUCUUGAAGAAUAAACUCAAUCUUGAUGCCAGCAAAGAUAAUACAGGAGGACAUGUGAUCCAUGAAGGUUUGGAGAAGUUGAAUAUCUCAGAGAAGAUGAUGAAUCAUAAUGUCAAAUCCACCAAAGAGUCCCUGGAUUAUGUUGGGGAGAAGAUACUCUCCGAUGAUUUGUCUCGAAAGCUAAACGUUGGAGGAGGUUUGCCUACUCAUGCGGGGAUCAACUUAGGGCAUCAUAACCUCUCAGCAGAAUCACUUCAGGGAAGUGGAAAUGAAAGCGAGAAGGAAGUUAGCAGUUCAUGUCCCAUGAAUUUUAGUUUUGUAGGUGCUGCUGAGCCGCCUAGAAACGCUCAUCACGAUGCGACGACCUCUGCAGUUAAUACUCCCGAGUUCAGUUUUUCGAGUAAUGGAAAGAGUGGUGGGACGAGUUUUAUGGAGUUCAAGACUCCUAAUUUGAAGCCAAAUCCUUUCUCUAGCUUGGACCAGAGAUUGGGGUUCAAUGCAAAGAAGGACAAUGUUAGUUCCACUAGAGGGAGAAGGAAAGGGAGUAAGCAGCCUGUGAAAGUGCAGCUUAAUAUUGGACAUGAGUUUGCUUUUUCAGAAAGUGCGUUUCCGCAGGGAACCACCAGUGAGGCUUCUGAUUCUUAUUCACCCAUGGAUGUAUCUCCGUAUGAUGAGGAGACUGCAGAUUCUAGAGACUUCUCUGCUGGAUCAGAUCAGUUUGCGAAUCCUGACAACAAUGCUUUAAAUGAUGCGUUUGAUGCAGAGCUAGCUGCUGCAACCGAACGUAUGGACAUAAACGAGGAGGAUGAAGUUAAUAACUAUCGAGCUGAGGAACUUAUUAAUACUGGCAAAUGUGCUGAGCAUGAGGACCUUGCUGAAGAUUCUGUAUCUGGGGCUGAAACGGAAAGUUUUAAAACAGCAGCGGAAGAGAUGGAAACUAGUAGUGAUACUUUCGCCUCAGCUUCAGAAAGUGAGGUUACUUCAAGCUUUCGGCCUGAUAGGCAAGAUAAUGACUACCAUUCCCUAUUUAAUUCAAAUGCUGAUAGCUCCAGCUUUACCUUUUCGGCUUCACCGUUUUCUGGAGUGCACGGCCAACCAUCAACGUCUAAGCGUAUCAACAGGAAGAAAAAUCCAGUUCAACUUGGGCAGGAUCCAUAUAUCUUGAUUCCAAAUGCUUCAUCAUUUAAAUCUUCACAACAUUCGCCAGUAACUGGUGUUCAGCCAAGGGAUACGUUUACUCGUCUACAAAAUCCUGUGAUGGACAAAGCACGAGCCGAAAAAGAUGUGUCUAGUGCAGCGCAGGAAGCAUGUGAAAAGUGGCGAUUAAGAGGAAACAAUGCUUACAAAAAUGGGGAUCUUUCCAGAGCUGAGGAAUCUUACACUCAAGGGAUAGAUUCAGUGCCUAAAAUCGAGACGUCUAGAAACUGUCUCAGGGCACUGAUGCUUUGCUACAGCAACCGUGCUGCAACACGUAUGGCCCUUGGAAGAAUGAGAGAAGCAAUAGCAGACUGUACUAUGGCUUCUUCAAUAGACUCCAACUUCCUUAAAAUUCAAGUCCGAGCUGGAAAUUGUUAUCUUUCACUUGGGGAGAUUGAAGACGCAUCCAGGUACUUUAAAAAAUGCUUGCAAUCUGGAAGUGACAUCUGUGUGGACCGAAAAAUCAUUGUAGAGGCUUCUGAAGGUCUACAAAAGGCACAGAGAGUUUCGGAAUGCAUGCAUGAAGCUGGCUAUCGUUUGCAGCUCAGAACAUCAACUGAUGCUGAGAAAGCUUUGGAAAUAUUGGAAGAAUCACUGCUGAUAAGUCCAUACUCUGAAAACUUACUCACCAUGAAGGGAGACGCGCUUUUGAUGCUUGAGAAGUAUGAAGCAUCAAUAAAGCUCUGUGAGCAGACAUUUGAUAUGGCUGGAAAGAAUUCUCUUCCAGUAGAUGCUAAUAAAUACCCAGAUUCGGAUGAGACUCCCAAGGAUAUAAACUUCGGAAUCUGGCGGUGUCGUCUCAUGCUUAAAUCAUAUUUCUAUAUGGGAAAGCUUGAGGAGGCGAUUAAUUCUCUAGAGAAGCAAGAACAAUUACUGUCUGCUACAAAAAGAGAUGGAAACAAACCUCUUGAAUCCUUCAUCCCGUUGGCUCCUACCAUACGUGAGCUGUUGCGCCUUAAGUCGGCAGGGAAUGAAGCAUUUAAGUCCGGCCGACACACUGAAGCUGUUGAACAUUACACAGCAGCCUUGUCGUGCAACGUGGAAUCACGUUCUUUCACUGCUGUGUGUUUCUGUAAUCGUUCUGCGGCAUAUAAGGCUCUUGGUCAACUCUCUGACGCUAUUGCAGACUGCAGUCUUGCCAUUGCUCUCGACCAAAAUUACUCAAAGGCUAUUUCUAGACGAGCCACGUUGUUCGAGAUGCUGAAAGAUUAUGGACAGGCUGCGAGUGACAUGCAUAGAUAUGUUAAUAUUCUAACCAAGCAAAUGGAAGAGAAGACCUCUGGGAUUCACGAAAGAUUCACUAAUUUGGCCAAUGACAUUAGACAAGCUCGUAUGCGACUUUCUGAACUGGAAGAGAAAUCAAGGAAAGAAACUUCUUUGGAUAUGUACCUCGUCUUGGGUGUAGUGCCAUCAUGCUCUGCUUCAGAUAUCAGAAAGGCAUAUAGGAAGGCCGCACUUAAGCAUCAUCCCGACAAGGCUGGUCAGUCAUUGACAAGAAACGAGAGUAAAGAUGAGAGGUUAUGGAAGGAGAUAGGAGAAGAAGUGCGCAGAGAUACUGAUAAAUUAUUUAAAAUGAUUGGGGAAGCAUAUGCUGUGCUUUCAGAUCCUGCAAAGCGUUCUCAGUAUGAUCUUGAAGAAGAGAUGCAUAAUUCACAAAGAAGACGUGAUGGAGCCAGCACAUCUGGAGCAGAGCCAGAUGUUAAUUAUCCUUUCAGUAACAGUAGAAGAAACUGGAGAGAAGGAUGGAGUUCACGUAGGGAACCAUCAGCUCCGAGGUGGUUUGAACAAAACCGAUCAAAUAGAUACCCGUUGUAACUGCAGAAGCAUCUCCAAGAUAUCUCUUGAUCAAAAAUUCAUCACCAACAAAAGUUUUUUGUGGCCUCCUAUGCAAAAUUACUCAGGCUGAUAACGGUGUGGAUAAAAUAUCAGCAGAUGCUCAUAUUCAUGGAACACACGAUAAACAUGGAAAGGCUUGAGAGAUGCAGAGAAUUUUACUCAGGGAGUGAAGAAAAGGAAAAGGUAGAGAGACUUCUCCAUUGUCCAAUACGUUGAAGCAACGUUGUACAGAUUACGGAAAACGUAAAUUGAGUGAUUGAAAGAGCAGAUUUCAUGUUAUAGCUUUCUUUUAUUCUUCCUUGGUGGUGUUCAAAAUGAUGUGACACAGUGUCGUGAGAAGGACAACUUGGUAUCUCUCGUUUGCAGGUCUUGUUGUUUAAUCCUUUUGAUUGUAGAUUCUUUUAAUUCAUUGGCUUAUGACAAAAAGAAAAAAAAAACAGAUUUGAUUUUGCAUUAAGUGAUAACAGUUGAGGAUU